Mercenaria mercenaria is the source of this 4707-nucleotide messenger RNA. RefSeq names its product calcium/calmodulin-dependent protein kinase type II delta chain-like. Lineage: Eukaryota; Metazoa; Mollusca; Bivalvia; Venerida; Veneridae. The transcript is spliced from 21 exons. Bases 58 to 1797 code for a protein of 579 amino acids. Gene Ontology annotation, biological process: protein phosphorylation. The record is from RefSeq and is a predicted model, not a curated record. Gene Ontology annotation, molecular function: calcium/calmodulin-dependent protein kinase activity; ATP binding; calmodulin binding. Gene Ontology annotation, cellular component: cytoplasm; neuron projection.
CUCGUUUUUGACACGAGAAAUAACGAGACAGUGCGAGAAGGCCAUUUACGAUUCAACAUGGCCGUACAAAACAGUACAUCAAAAUUUAAUGAUAUUUACGAAUUAAAAGAAGAAUUAGGAAAGGGUGCUUUUUCAAUAGUGAGAAGAUGUGUUCAAAAAUCUACAGGCCUAGAAUUUGCAGCAAAAAUAAUAAACACAAAAAAAUUAUCAGCCAGAGACCAUCAAAAGUUAGAAAGAGAAGCUAGAAUAUGUAGAUUGUUAAAGCAUCCAAAUAUAGUACGACUACAUGACAGUAUACAAGAUGAUGGUUUCCACUAUUUAGUAUUUGAUUUAGUAACUGGUGGUGAAUUAUUUGAAGAUAUUGUAGCAAGAGAAUUUUAUAGUGAAGCUGAUGCAAGUCACUGCAUGCAACAGAUUUUAGAGAGUGUAAACUACUGUCAUAUGCACGGAAUUGUACAUCGAGAUUUGAAGCCUGAAAACCUGUUACUAGCAAGUAAAGCAAAGGGGGCAGCUGUAAAAUUAGCAGAUUUUGGACUGGCCAUAGAGGUGCAAGGGGACCAACAAGCAUGGUUUGGGUUUGCAGGCACCCCUGGUUACUUGUCACCAGAAGUUUUGCGCAAAGACCCAUAUGGGAAACCAGUAGAUGUAUGGGCAUGUGGUGUAAUAUUAUACAUUCUACUUGUGGGUUAUCCCCCUUUCUGGGAUGAGGAUCAGCACAGAUUGUAUGCUCAGAUUAAAGUAGGAGCUUAUGAUUACCCAUCACCAGAAUGGGACACAGUUACACCAGAAGCGAAAAACCUCAUAAAUAGUAUGCUGACGGUGAACCCAUCCAAGCGAAUCACAGCACAGGAAGCGCUCAAACACCCCUGGAUCUGUGAUUGGGACACAUUGCAACGUGAGCGUGUUGCUGCUGCUGUACAUAGGCAGGAGACUGUCGACUGCUUGAAGAAAUUCAAUGCACGUAGAAAACUCAAGGGUGCCAUCCUGACUACGAUGCUGGCAACCAGGAAUUUUUCAAGUAAUAUUGCUGCUCAAAAUCAGGCCCAGCAGGCCCAAGCCCAGGCACAAGCUCAGGCCCAAUUAGGGGCAGUUAAUCCCACCACUAUGGUCCCAAAUCCUCCAGGCUCUGUCCCAGUAAUGGCCGCUGGGGCAGCAUCAUUAGCAGCGGCCCUUAUGAAGGGUCACCAAGAUGGUAGACAGCAACAGCAACAACAACAACAAGCAGGCCGCAGUCUUAUGGUCAAGAAGAAUGAUGGCAUUAAAGAGUCCACCGACAGUAGUAACACCAUAGAGGAUGAUGCAAAAAAGAUUCCAAAUGGACCAAUGAAUGGGGCUAUCACACUGACAAGUUUACAGCUGGGUGAGGCCAUAGACUCAGGCAGUAGUAGUAGAAAACAGGAGGUGAUUAAGUUAACAGAACAGCUUAUAGCGGCCAUAACGAGCGGGGACUAUGAUGCCUACUCGAAGUUUGUAGAUCCAACAAUUACAUGUUUUGAGCCCGAGGCGAUGGGUAACCUUAUUGUAGGAAUGGAUUUCCACAAAUUCUACUUUGAUCAUGGUAAGGUGUUAUCCAAGAACAAUAAACCCGUGAAUACGAGUAUUUUGAACCCUACAGUUCACAUCCUAGGAGACGAUUCAGCUUGCAUUGCAUAUGUGAGGCUCACACAGUUCAUAGACAAAGAUGGUUUGCCAGUGACAAAGCAGAGUGAAGAGACCCGUGUGUGGCAGAGAAAAGACGGAAAGUGGCAAAAUGUUCACUUCCACAGGUCAGGAGACCCAUCAGCACCAAAUAAAUAGCCCAGUACACAAAAAUAUCAAUAGAUUGUCAACUUUUUUUUCCAAAUCAUGCCUGUAUUAGGGCAUUUUCUUUAUUCUGAUUAAUGUUUGCUCAUAUGUUGAGUAUGGAUGGGCUUUCUCUCCUUUUAAGUUGAAGAGCAUAGGAAGGGAGAUGACUGUGAUUUUACUGUUAGGUGUAUAAAGGGUUGCUUCCCUUUAUAGAAUGAGCUGGGAAGAGAUGAUUCUUGGGAUUCAAGAUUGUCCUCUUUAUCACGGCGGCUGCUGAUUGUUGGAGGGAUUAGAGAGCAUAGAAGUUGAAGACUGGACUUGCAUAUAGCAGAUUCAGAUUGGAGAAUGAAUAAGAUUUGAUUUUUUAUGCUUCUUUUCUUCUCAUUCUACAUGUAGGAGCAAUUUAUGCAUUGCUGCUAUUUUCAUAUCAUUAGAUCAUAGAGAGGCUGAUGGAAAGUUUUAUUUUUUCCCUUAGAUCUGAUGUUUGUGUCGAGUAUGUUUGCCUGUUGAUCAUUUGCACUAUUAUGUAAUCCCUUAUGAUGUAAAAAGAUGAAGUAAUUUUGGUGUAUUUGAUUAUAUUAUAAAUGGUGUAGUUAGUACUUUGAAACAUAAUCAGGAGUCAAUUUAAUGUAAGCAAAUCGGCCUUGACUAUAUUCUGUAGCCUUUCAACUCUAGCUUAUAGACUUUGCACUUUAAAUAAAUCAUAAAAUACUUACCAAGUGUGAAAAAAUAUUGUUGUGUAAAUUGAUAGAAAAAGACUUGCACAGAUUAUAAAACAUUCCCUUUUUAUGUUGUCUAAAUUAUGUAAGUUACAAGUAAAUAUAAUGCUGUUAUUGAGAUGAAAAUCACAGGAUCAUGUUGAAAAGGUUAUGUUGAAUUACAUAUUAUUUCUGGUGCUUGACUGCCAUGUAUUGUGUAAUGGGAGAAUGACAAAGUACACAAUUAUGUGUCUUGUAUAGUUGAGAGUUUGCUUUGAAAUUCAUAAAAUUCAUUUAUUCCUAAAAGAUGAUAUUAUAGUUCAUAAAUCACCUCGCCAGCAUUUUCAGUUCUCUUUUGAACAAGAAAUUGACUCCACAAUAGAAGAUAUUGUUAGGUAUCUGCAUUUACUUUUUGUCUUAAUAUCCUCUACAGAACAAUAGCAUGAUUGAUGGGUUUUGGUCUAAUAUCCAUAAUAGGAGAUAUGGACUGAUAUCAACAAUAUUGUCUUCGGCAAUAUAGGUUAUUGUUCAAUAUCUGUAAUAAAGGUUACUGUCUAAUAUUGCCAAUAGAUCAGAUGUCCACAGUAGGGUUAAUGUCCAAUACAAAGUUAUAAUCAACAAUAAGGGCUAUUUGUAUCUUCUUUUGGGAUUGUUGCCCAAUAUCCAUGAUAUGAUUAAAUAUCUGAUAUCCAUUUAGGUUCAGUAUCUGAUAUCCAUAUAGGGUCAGUAUCUGAUACCCAAAAAAGGUCCAUUUUCGAUAUCUAAAACGGAUAUUUGUCUGAUAUCCAAAAUCAGGUCCAUAGAUAUCCAAAAUGGGUCCAUUGUCUAAUAUCCGAGAUAGGGCUAUUAUCUGAUAUCCAUGAUAAAGGGUAUUCAAUAUAUGCAGUAGGGGUUAUUUUCUGAUGUAUAAAGUAUAGGCUAUUUUCUGAAAGUAAUAAUAGGGGCUAUUGUUUGAUAAUCAGCUAAUGCCAUAGUAGGGGCUUAAAUCCUCAUCAUUAUUCAUGCAUUAUACCAGAACAUGUCAUUGACCUUGAAUAGUCGUGUAUUAAUCAUUCAGUCUGUUCUGUAAGAUUAUUUUUUAAUCAGUUUGUAUGCACUUUUGCAAUAAAUCCAAACAUUUUGUUUUCAUUCAUGUACUGAUGGUGAAAAUGUCAUUUACUUGAAAUAAGUUGUUUCUAAAAAAAACUUUGUACUCAAAUACAAAUAAUUUUACAAACAUUUUGGUAAAAAAAGGUAUUAAGUCUUGAAUAAUGUGUAUGAAUGAGGGGGAAAGUUUAUGUAAAUCAAAAUGAGAAAGUUUUGUAUCAGGAAGUGGGCAUUCUAUACUUGUGAAUAUUAAAAAUCAUUAUAGGCUAUGCAAUUUAUAUUGUGUUUCUCAGCCUAUUUCUGUCAAAUACACAUAUAUAGUUUUCUCUAAUAUUCUCUAGAAUUGGAAUUAAGCUCUGUUUGAUCUGUUUUGUAAAGAAGCAAAUUUCUGAUAAACAUGUAAACCUUUCAGACCUGAUUACAUUAUUUCUGUCUAUAUAAGGUCGCCAGAAUUUUGUUCCAUUCACAAAGAAAUUUGUAUGCGGAUUUGUCUGGGAAACAUAACAUUUAUUGAUAUUGCCUUUUCUAUUUUUCUUUAUUAUUUUAGACAAUACUCCAUGUGCACAACUAUACAAAAAAUAAAAUAAAUCAUGCACUUUUUUAUUUUCUUGAAAUUGUAUGUCUUGCUUCCUUUAUAAAUUUUCAUUGUUAUUGAGUAUAAAUCCUGUUUUGUAAUUGUAUAGAUAGAUAUUUUGUUGCAUAUAGUUUUAGUAUUUAUUCACCUUAUAUAUGUAUAGCAAACAACAACUUGGUUAUAGUUACGUUAAUCUUAAGAGAUGUGUUUUUAUUUUAUAUUUUAUUUAAUCCAAUCCGGCAGCUUACUGCUAUAGAUAGCACAUUGUUGCAAUACAACUUACAUUGAACAAAUACAUCUGAAUCUGUUAAAACUUCUGAGAGAAAUCAUUUUUAUUUUCUUUUCAGCACUUCUUUGAAAUAAUAAAAAAAGGGAUGCAAAAGUUCUAAUGCAAUGGUAAAAUAGAUAAAUGACUACAAAUUUUACAGUUGAGAAGAAACAAUUUUUGAUGUGGCCAAUUCCAAGCCCUGAUGUUUUCUCGAACAUUAUAUUUCGACAGCUUUACCUGUCAAAGUGUUUUGAUUCAGCUUUUUGAGUAGUUAACUUUUUAUACCUUUGGCAAAU